CGUAAAACACUUUUUUGUUUGUCUGUCUUUGGUGAGAAAGGAAUAGCCAAAGAGAAAUGCUAUCUGAGAUUCUAGGUUUUUAAUUUAGGUUUCAUGAUUAAGUACUUACCUCACAUUCUUUUCUCCAAAUUGCGCCCCAAAUUGUUGUUGAAUUUUCAAGCUCUACCCUCUUCCUUGCCUCCACUUUCCUCCUCUUCCCCCUUCGCCUCUCUUGGUAGGGCGAAGAAGAUGAAAGCAUAACACAAUGUCGGAAUGAAAUUUGGGGAAUUGAGAAAGAAGUGAGGGAGAAAACACAGACACAAUGUCGGAGUUCCCCAUGAACUCGAGCCUGGAAAUGGUGCAAAAUAAAGAGAAAAAGAAACGUCACAUGGUGCAUCUCAAUGUCUAUGAUCUUACACCUGCCAACAAUUAUCUUUACCUCUUUGGAGUUGGAAUUUUUCAUUCGGGCAUAGAAGUGCAUGGUAUGGAAUAUGGAUUUGGAGCACAUGAGUAUCCAACAAGUGGUAUAUUCGAGGUUGAACCUAGGAAUUGUCCUGGUUUCAUCUUCAGACGUUCAAUAUUGUUAGGUAGCACCAACAUGUCUUAUCAAGAAUUUCACUCUUUCAUAGAAUGUCUUUCUACAAAAUAUCAUGGAGACACUUACCAUUUGAUUGCUAAGAAUUGCAACCAUUUCACGGAUGAAGUUUGCCAACAACUAACCGGAAAGCCUAUUCCGGCAUGGAUAAAUCGAUUGGCUCGUGUCGGUUCAUUUUGUAAUUGUCUUCUGCCUGAAAGCCUUCAGGUUGCUGCUGUUAGACAUCUCCCUGAACAUCUUGAUAUUUCUGAUGAAGGAUCAGAAUAUGAUGAUCUUAGUGAGUCAGAUGAGAGUGAAGAAGAGGUUUCGAAUCGCCAUCUGAUAACUAGUCCGGAUAGUAGAGAUGUCACCAUUAUAUCGGAAAAACCAAUUACUCUUGCACGAGACCUCCUGUGAUUUUCUUUUAUUACUUACUAAUCUUAUUCUUCUUUUCUUUUACUAUAUUUGUGAAUUAGCUUUCAAGGUGUAACAAGCUUUAUCAAAUGAAAUAUUCACUUACCAACCCUGUUUAUACUAUAAAAAUGAUAGUUUUCUUUGUAUGAUUAUGUAUGUAUCUAAAUGAUAUCAUUCUCUUGUAGAUGUAAUAUUAAUUAAGAUACAUUUUUUUUAUUAUUAUU
Molecule: messenger RNA, 1191 nt
Organism: Vigna unguiculata (cowpea)
Lineage: Eukaryota; Viridiplantae; Streptophyta; Magnoliopsida; Fabales; Fabaceae
Product: deSI-like protein At4g17486
Biological process (GO): protein deubiquitination
Molecular function (GO): deubiquitinase activity
Source: RefSeq, a predicted model, not a curated record